GAAAAUCCGGAAAAACAACACAGAGGACUUUAAAAGCGUGGAGUAUUAAAAGCAAGGUAUUAAACGCAUUUCAAAAUAGAAAUUAAUUGCUUUGAGAACAGCAUGAACAGAGGACAUUGUGUCUGGCACUGGUGAUCCAAAGCAUAAAUACAUGAAAUUAUUUCCCCUCUGGUCAAAACUGCGGUUUGUUUUGAAGUAGCUAAUUUUCUGUUUUUAUUUCAAUAAUAAUCCAUUUGCCUUUUUCAGAGAAGUUAUUGAACAGGAGGUUGAAUUUAGAUAAAGUGCGUGAUAAAAGUUUACACACAAAUGACCCCCUAAAAUCCAUCUCACUAAAGAAAGCUUUUUCAAACUCUUCAUGGAUGUGACCUGGAAUACUGUGAUAUAUUAUUACCUUCAUCUUAUUUCUGUUAGGUGUUUUCAUUUCCCACUUGUAUUUAAAUAUUUGUCAGAUAUACCUUAACUUGCUCUGAUCAACAGGUUAAGAUGUCAGUAUGGGUGGCAAUGCUAGCUAUGGCACCAGUGGGGCAAGGUUUGGACUGCCUGCAGUUUUGUUUUGCCUGGCAGCUCUUCUCUGUGCCAAUCUGCUGCUGUAUUUCUACCUAGAUAUCCUGAAUCAAGACACUAAUCCUUUCUUGGCACACUUGCAGUGCCCAACUCGCCACUUUAAGGUGGGCACUAUGACCAUAUGUACCCCUUGGCUGCAGUGCCCAGAAAUUCGUGCUGAGGUCCGGAGUGUAAAACUCAUUGGACAAGGGGCUGUAAAGCGGGUCUAUCUGUCUGAGUGGCGAGGGCAGAAGGUAGCUCUGUCUGUCUUGUCUUCGGAGCAGUAUAAAGAUGAUUUUCUUCAUGGACUGUCAAUGCUACGUUCCUUGCAGAGCACCCAUGUUGUAUCACUUGUCGGGGCAUGUGAGGAGGAAGGUGUGUUUGUUACAGAAUACCACCCUCUUGGAUCAGCUCUGACACUUGAUGCCACCCUUUCCCAAGACCGAUAUCACUUGCAAAACUCAUGGCAUACUCGGCUUCAGUUGGCAAUAGACUAUGUUGCCUUCCUGGCAUACCUGCACAGCAGUCCGGUGGGCAUCCGUUUGAUGUGUGACUCCAAUGACCUACACAAAACUCUUAGCCAGUUUCUUUUGGCAUCUGACAUGCGUCUGUUGGCCAAUGACCUGGAUGCACUGCCUGAGGUGGAGAGGGGGCAUCGAGGGGUGAAGUGUGGUCACCAUGAGCUAACUGGGGACUUUGUUGCUCCUGAGCAGUUAUGGCCCCAUGGCGUGGAUGUUCCUUUCUCAGAUGAGCUCAUGCCGGACUAUGAUGAAAAGACAGAUGUCUGGAAGAUUCCAGAUGUGACACGUUUCUUAUUGGGGAAUGUCUUAGGAAGUGAUGUCAUUCAUUUCCACUUGUUUGAAGUCUAUACAGAGUGCAAAAGGAAGGAUCCUCAUUUGCGGCCCUCUGCACUUGAGGUCCUAAAUGUUUAUCGAUCUGUCUAUGACAGUAUGAUAGAGAGUCAAUCACAGAGAGUUAGAGAUAUGUUGUAAAGAAUUUAUGAGCUUAUAAGAUCAUAAGGUUUGAGAGAGUGAAGUUACCAAUGCAAAGCAUGACCCUGAGUUUGGUUGGUCAAACAAUACCUCAUAAAAGUUAUUUUAAUUUAAGUGAAUUGAACUUGAGUUACUGAUGCAAUGUUUAAAACUGAAGAAAGUUUAUUUUGAUUUUAGGAGGAUGAUGCUAAACACUGAACAUGAUUUUUAUUGUUAUUGUUCUACAUCUGAAAGAGUUUAAUAAAACAUUUACUCUGUG
Molecule: messenger RNA, 1794 nt
Organism: Xyrauchen texanus (razorback sucker)
Lineage: Eukaryota; Metazoa; Chordata; Actinopteri; Cypriniformes; Catostomidae
Product: protein O-mannose kinase-like
Exons: 2
Coding region: 492-1535 (347 amino acids)
Biological process (GO): carbohydrate phosphorylation; protein O-linked glycosylation; protein phosphorylation
Cellular component (GO): endoplasmic reticulum membrane
Molecular function (GO): carbohydrate kinase activity; ATP binding; protein kinase activity
Source: RefSeq, a predicted model, not a curated record